CCAGCCAGCAGCACCAUGUCCGCCGCGCAGGUGUCCUCGUCGCGGAGGCAGUCAUGCUACCUAUGCGAUCUGCCCCGCAUGCCUUGGGCCAUGAUCUGGGACUUCACGGAGCCCGUCUGCCGGGGCUGCGUUAAUUACGAGGGCGCCGACCGCAUCGAGUUCGUGAUCGAGACGGCCCGGCAGUUGAAGCGGGCGCACGGCUGCUUCCAGGACGGUCGCUCCCCGGGCCCCCCGCCGCCGGUCGGCGUGAAAACAGUGACGCUCUCCGCCAAAGAAGCGGCGGCGGCUGCGGCCCAGCAGCAGCUCAACCAUGUGGAUGCCACCUCCAAGGCGGCCUCGGCGGGGCUGACCCAGUCCAGCCUGGACCGCUACGGGCUCAGUGCCGCCGCGGCGGAGCAGCGCAGCCGCUUCGAGUACCCGCCGCCGCCGGGCAGCCUGGGCAGCAGCCAUGGCGCCCGCCUGCCCAACGGGCUGGGGGGGCCCAAUGGCUUCCCCAAGCCGCCCGAGGACGGGCCGCCGGAGCUGAACCGGCAAAGUCCCAACUCCUCCUCCUCCUCUUCCUCCUCCCGUCGCGGGGCGCACGGGGGGCUCGUGUCUGGUCUGCCCCCGGGGGCCGCCGGCGCUCAGAUGAACGUGCCCCCCAACCUGCUGCCGCAGACGCUGCUGAACGGCCCCGCCGCCUCCGGCGUGGCGCUGCCUCCGCCGCACGGGGGCCUGAGCGGCCGCGGCGGCGGGGGUCCUGCCGCUCCCUCCGCCUCUUCCCAAGGGGGCACCUGCGGCGGCGGUGCCGGGGGAGGCGGCGGCUCGUCCUCCGAGGCCUGCGGCAAGCGGCCGGGCUCGGUAUCCAGCAGUGACCAAGAGCGGGAGCUGAAGGAGAAGCAGCGCAACGCCGAGGCGCUGGCCGAGCUCAGCGAGAGUUUGCGGAAUCGGGCCGAGGAGUGGGCCAGCAAGCCCAAGAUCGUGCGGGACACGCUGCUCACUCUGGCCGGCUGCACCCCCUACGAGGUGCGCUUCAAGAAGGAUCACGCCCUGCUGGGCCGCGUCUUUGCCUUCGACGCCGUCUCCAAGCCGGGCAUGGACUAUGAGCUGAAGCUCUUCAUUGAGUACCCCAGCGGCUCCGGCACCGUCUUCUCCAGCGCCUCCGGUGUGGCCAAGCAGAUGUACCAGGACUGUAUGAAGGACUUCGGCCGCGGCCUCUCCUCGGGCUUCAAGUACCUGGAGUACGAGAAGAAGCACGGCUCUGGCGACUGGCGGCUCCUGGGGGACCUGCUGCCCGAGUCCGUGCGCUUCUUCAAGGAGCUGGUGGGCGCCGACAUGCUGCCACAGCCCUACCUGGACGCCAGCUGCCCCAUGCUGCCCACGGCGCUGGUGAGUCUCCCGCGGCCGGGGGCCGGGGCCGGCGGGGCGCAGGGCACGGCCGCCGCCUCUAGGGGACCUGGCGGCGGCGGCGGCGGGGGGCCUCACUCCAACCGGACCACGCCACCCGAGUCCGCCCCCCAGAACGGACAGUCCCCCAUGGCCGCGCUCAUGUCGGUGGCCGACACACUGGGCAAUGCCCACUCGCCCAAGGACGGCAGCUCGGUGCACUCCACCACGUCCACCCGCAGAAACAGCAGCAGCCCCGUGUCGCCGGCCUCGGUGCCGGGCCAGCGCCGUCUAGCCUCCCGCAACGGGGACAUGAACCUGCAAGUGGCCCCUCCUCCCCCCAGCACCCACCCCGCCAUGGACCAAGUGCACCCCCAAAACAUUCCGGACUCCCCCAUGGCCAACAGCGGGCCCCUGUGCUGCACCAUUUGCCACGAACGCUUGGAGGACACCCACUUUGUUCAGUGCCCCUCUGUGCCCAGCCACAAGUUCUGCUUCCCUUGUUCCAGAGAGAGCAUCAAGGCCCAAGGGGCGACUGGCGAAGUCUACUGCCCCAGUGGAGAGAAAUGCCCCCUAGUCGGUUCCAAUGUGCCUUGGGCAUUUAUGCAGGGCGAGAUCGCGACCAUUUUAGCUGGGGACGUUAAAGUGAAAAAGGAGAGAGACCCUUGAGUAAGAAAUCCAAUCCCUUCAGACUCCUGAAGAUGUAGAAUUGUGAAUAUAACAAACUGCAAAAGUUAGUCUUAUGUAUAGACAUUAUUUUCGUCGUAUGUUUCUAUAUUUUGAAACAAAGGUAUGUACUCUUCUUCAUUUGAAGGAUAGAGCUGGUUUUUGUUAAACAGAAUAUAAUAUUGUUUGGUUACUACAUAAUACCUGUUCUCAUUUCUUUGGCAGUGUGUUGGCUAGGUACAAAGUUAAUAGCCCUUAGCGAUUACCUGCUGCUGGUGUGUAUUUUUGUAAAUGUAUGCACUUCUCUGAAAGAAGAAGAAAAACACAAAAGACAAAAAAAAAAUUUUGCCAAGGCCAGUGUUGAUGCCUAAAAAAUUGCUACAAAAAUGGUGACAGCUUACGUUUUACAAGCCCUGAGUGUUAGUCUUUCACUUUUUUUUUUUUCCCCGUUUUUGUUUUUUCGUUGAAAAACGGUGGGGUGGCUAUGGGGGGAGGGUAUUUUUUUUGUUGCAAGUUUGUAAGGAAAAUGUUUCAGUUUGUUUCUAUUGAUCUGAACGUUUUUAAUCUUCAUGUGUUUUUUGUUUUUGCUUUUAUUGAUGCACGGAUGCUUUUGAACAGUAGAGCAAAAUGCUGUACAUGAGAAACAUGCUCUGUUUGUCCUUUAUACAUUUCUGUAGUUAACAGAACACUGUAAUGUGCCUUGGAGCUUAGUAAAUUGUAAUAAAUUCAAUUGAUAUUAAUACUUCUUGAGUAACAAGUUUUAUUUUUCUCUAAGCUUAGGCAGUAUGCGCAAGCCAUGUUGCCUUUUUCAAGGUCUCCAUUAUACCAAGAGUCUGCAGUUCGUUGUGAUAAUUGUGACACUUGUAUGCACAUUUUCACUUAUAUGUAGUAAGAUGAUGAUGUUGAUGGUGUUAUCAAACUUACUUAAAUCUUGGCACUGUGCCUAUUUACAUUUCACCUUUAAAGUUGCAGUAACGGUUGCUGACUAAGCAUUUUCUAUUUACUGUUCCUGCAUCUCAUUUCCUCCUCCCUUCUCCUCCCCCCCCCACCAGCUCUCCAGCUGCAAGCUGUUUGCAGUACAGGACGCAUACAUUGCCUGCCCAAUUUAACAAGGCUUGAGAUUUAAAAUGAAGCCCUCUUUUCACUAAAAAAGCCCCAGCAUCAGGUGGUUAAUAAUUUUAGUUGAUUUUAAAGAGUGGUUGUCAAAGUUUGAUAUUAGCCACAAACUCAUGGUAAGGCAGGACUGUAGCUGAACAGAGCACAAAAAAGGGUAGCAUGAAAUAACAGCUUCUACAGUUGGUGUUGCAGCUGGUGGGUUGCUACCCUAUUUUGGCACUGGCUUUUCAUAACUUGGAUUGAUGAACAGUUCAGGGGCUUUAUUGUGUUUUCAGGCGAGGAAGCUUCCUUUAAGCUCUGAAGUGAAUGCUUUCUUUUUGGCAAUGAUUAUAUGUGAUUCUUUGUAUAAUUAACUGUGCUGUGUGACAUUGGCAUUUUCUGGAGAUAGGGGAGAAGUGUAAUACCUGUUAAGUGAUCAACAGGCAAAGUAAAUACACAGGCCUCAUGCUAGCUAGAAAAUGCAAACAAACCUAAUGUGAACUUUGUCCUUUCCAGUGAGGCAAAUGGAAGAAAGAGGUGAAAACCUGAAAUAAAACCAGCAGCAGGGCAGAAAUUCUUUGCAGUUUGACCAGCAGAACAUAGAGCUGCUCCAAAUGCAACAGUAUCAUAGGUUAUGAGCUCUUAGUUUUACUCUAUGGUAAGGAUCCCCUCUGCCAAAGCCCCGUAGUUAUAUAAAGGGAAGUCUGAAUGGCAUUUGGUAUCUGCUUCGUCUUAAUACAUACUUGAUUUGCAUUCCUGAUGGGAAGGAUGGUAGAAGCCUUGAGACUAUAUGCUUAGUGUGCCUACAGAUCUUUGCAGUCUUGUAUAGAUACACACUCUGGCUGUUUCAUGUGUGUGGGGAGGGGGUGGGGUUUGUUAUGUUUUGAGAUUUAGUAUUUGACAUCACUAUAUCUGUGAUUUCAGACAAUGACUUUGUGUGUGUGUAUAUCUUUAUUUCUCUUCUGCCAAGUGAUAUAUCGGUGCUUAAAAAUCUCCAAACAUACUGUUCUUAUGUAAUGGAUCAAAGAAAUAAUGCAGAAAAAGAAUGUUUUGAGUUAAUUGUUAGAGUCAACCUUUAUUAUUUAAUUGUUGGAUACAACUUACAUGUUUUUUAAGAGUAUGAAUUUGUACUGAUCCCGUUUUCAGUUAUUUCUAAGCAUGCAAUUCUCACACAGCAGUUUAUUUUUAAAUUGUGGGAUAGGGAGACUAACAUUGUAAGCUCAUGACUGGCAGAGAAAAAAAAUUGUACACAUGGUUGAAAUUCAAGUUUAAACUUAAGGACAAGUAAUGUUCCUGUGUGAAUGCAAUUGCCAUUAAAAGAGAAGAACUACUGGCUAUUCAACAUUUAAUUAUAUCACAGAAGCGUGAAUACCCUGAUUUAUAUAAACAGAACCACUCCUGUAAUAUUGAAAUCAUUUAUCAGUAGUUAUAGCUAGAAAAAGAUC
This is a messenger RNA of Ficedula albicollis (Collared flycatcher), 4571 nucleotides long. RefSeq names its product interferon regulatory factor 2 binding protein like (gene IRF2BPL). The record is from RefSeq and is a predicted model, not a curated record. Gene Ontology annotation, cellular component: nucleus. NCBI's taxonomy places the organism in Eukaryota, Metazoa, Chordata, Aves, Passeriformes, Muscicapidae. Gene Ontology annotation, biological process: regulation of transcription by RNA polymerase II. The transcript is spliced from 4 exons. The coding region runs from base 16 to 2034 and encodes 672 amino acids. Gene Ontology annotation, molecular function: transcription corepressor activity.